UCCUCUAGAAUUCCUUCACAAUACAAAACCGUUAACUUUCCGAUUUGAUCUGAAAACAGUUUCAUCCACCGUGGCGCCGUCGGGGUCGCAAGCACUCUCUCGCAGAAAACCAUCUAACCCGUCAAGUCCAGGUGCGAGCAGAGAAGAUCGAAAAGAACAUUCUAGAAAGAGUACGCUGGUCGAUUAUCCAUUUUGGCAGCAGAAUUGGUUCAUCGGAUUGUUAUUCCUGAUGGCGAUUGGAUUCUUAGGUUUUGGUCUCUUCUUCUUCCUCACUCUCGGUUUCGAUCAAGGCUCUCAUUCCUCCGCCUCCGCUGCCUCCUCCUCCUCCUCCCAAAACGUCGAGAUUACUUAUGGGACGGUUCUAAAGCUAAUGCACGAGAAAACUAAAGUUAGGUUGCAUUCACACGAGGUGCCGUACGGUUCUGGAAGUGGACAGCAAUCCGUUACCGGCUUUCCUAGUGUAGAUGACUCCAACAGCUACUGGAUUGUUAGGCCUGAACCUGAUACAUCUGCUAAACAAGGAGAUACCAUUCCUGAUGGGGCAAUUAUUAGGUUGCUACACAUGAGGACUAGAAAGUGGUUGCAUAGCCAUCUGUAUGCCUCUCCGAUAUCAGGAAACCUAGAGGUUAGCUGCUUUGAAGGAGAGUCUGAAUCCGAUACUGGUGAUUACUGGAGGCUUGUUAUUGAGGGAAAUGGGAAGACAUGGAAGCAAGAUCAAAGGAUUCGGCUUCUACAUAUCGACUCCAGUGGUUACCUGCAUAGUCAUGACAAGAAAUACUCCAGAAUUGCUGGUGGACAGCAAGAGGUUUGUGGUGUUCGAGAAAAGCGUGCCGGUAAUGUAUGGUUGGCCGCAGAAGGUGUGUAUCUCCCCAUUACUGAAAGCAAGUAGUCUAUAUAUCUGUAAAAGCAGGUGCAUGGGUUUUGGAUUUUUAGGUGGCUGGUGCCUGCUUAUUUAGUACCUUGCCAAACAAUUUUCUUUACUAAUACACUACAAUGCUGCUUACGCGACUUCAGAUUAUAUGUAUUGAGUAAUUUUUUUUCAUUAUAAAGCAAUUAAAUUUCCUCUUU
This is a messenger RNA of Hibiscus syriacus, 1068 nucleotides long. Its product is annotated as stromal cell-derived factor 2-like protein. The record is from RefSeq and is a predicted model, not a curated record. Bases 230 to 889 code for a protein of 219 amino acids. The transcript is spliced from 6 exons. Lineage: Eukaryota; Viridiplantae; Streptophyta; Magnoliopsida; Malvales; Malvaceae.